Molecule: messenger RNA, 1863 nt
Organism: Ectocarpus sp. CCAP 1310/34
Lineage: Eukaryota; Phaeophyceae; Ectocarpales; Ectocarpaceae
Source: the annotation of a GenBank genome assembly
AUGAGAGGGGCGGCUUCUGUUCGUCAAAGAACGGGGUGGACGUCGGGCUUACGGGAAGGGGCGCUCACCAGGAAGCUUGGAGCAGCAGUGGAUAACUUCAGGGAGAGGGAAAAGGAGACGUUUUUUAAGAGCAAAGGAAUCGAGGGGGACGUUGAUUCCUUCGACUGGGACGAGUUGCGGCGAAACACGGACGAGAUCGAGCAGCUCCAGAGGGAGGCCGUGGAGCAGUACUGGCGAGACAAGGGUGGGGACCAGAGAGGCCGCGGCGCGCGCUACCCUGGGCGGUGACAACAGCGGCAGCGGCAGCGGCGGUGAUGAUAGAGGCGGCGGCGGUGACGGUGAUAGCGGCAGCGGCGGCGGCAGCGACAGCGGCGGCGGCAGCGGCAGCGGCAGAAGCACCGAUAGCACCCGCGGCAGCGAACUCGCGUGGGUUGUUACCUUCAGACGCUUCAGGACAUGCUCAAGUGUUCAGCGUUGGCGACACAACAACACGGAGGGCAGUUAGUGAGUGCAGGAGCUGGAUGCAGGGAUUGACCUAUUACCGCGUGUUGCCCCCUGAAUGAAGUCGAGGUUUCUUGUGUGAUACACCCGGGAUUCGGGACGGGCUGAAGAAGUACGUCCAUCGAACCAUUACCACCACCACCAUGUAGGUCCUUGAUAGCCGUCGUUUCCGUUCUGGCAUUUUGCAGUUUGUGGGGUGAAGUGUGUCAUGUGUCUCCACCUGAUCGUGAUAUGUGUUCGGGGCCGAUGCGAAGUAUUACGCGGUAGACGGCAGGAAUAUGGGAGGUUUUCCCCAACAGAGGUCCCUGUUGUCAAAGAGCGGCAGGGUAUCCCGGAAGCUACGCUGAUUUUUAUCGAGAGAAUCACCCUCUCUUGUGCAGCUGAUUUUUUCGGGGUUGUAGGGAGUUCACCUUUCACUUUACAGCUGACGAUCCAGUGAUAAACCUGCACACCCUGCUCGGUUAAAACAGGCGGGGUUGGGCAGCAGAAGCUUUGCGAUGUUGUCCGCUACGCGCAGAGUACACAGGUUUUGUGGUGGCGCGCGUUGUGCGUCACGCGCGCAGCCAGAGCUGCUUCUUGAACAGGAAACGAAUGAGAAUGCAGCUUCAUUUGCUGACGUCUUCGAGAAGAAUUGGUCGCAUUCGCUGGUGACAUGUGAUAGUGAACGGGUGGUUUUGGAUGCGGCAAAUCGUUUUGUUGGGCUUGUUUUGUGUGUUGCGACGGUACGGCACUUAAAUCAUUGAGCGUUUUGCGUAUAUUGCAGCAAUUGAAGUUUACUGGACCUGUACAGUAUUUAUGUUCCGGUGGACGCGUUGCACUUGCCCCCCGUUGUGAUGUGGAUAGUUUGUUGUCCUCGAAGGAAUUUGGGGGUUGGAACCCACGGCAGCAAUUUUCAUUUCCGGUGUUUUUGCACGGUCUGUUCUGGGCGCGGGUUUCCGCCUUUCGGUAUAUGUUCGACGCACCCAGCCUGCGCUACAAAGUUGAUGGAGAAUUCCCUUGCCCUUCUUGUGGUGAUUGCCAUUAGUUGUUGACGCGGAAAGGGGCGGUUAUUGCAAGUAUUUUCCUCCGCUCAAAAAAAAAUACAGCUCAGAAUGGCUUGUUGGUGCGUAUGAUGAGUUCAUCGCGGUGGUGCUUUCCUGUUCUUCGUGGAGACACCGAAAGAGGCGGGGAGAUGGCACCCCCCAUAGACCGGCUCUCAAAGAUCGAUUUUUGCACAACCAAGUGACUGCGGAGAGAGCCCGAUACGUUAACGAGGAGAUGCGUCCAAAGCCACCGUUGUUGGGGUUGGAACAAGCUUGGUUGUGAAGCAUUUGUACAAGUCGGUCUAGGGGACAUCUCUCCGCUUCUUGCGUUUUUUUCGUG